Mesocestoides corti is the source of this 306-nucleotide messenger RNA. Lineage: Eukaryota; Metazoa; Platyhelminthes; Cestoda; Cyclophyllidea; Mesocestoididae. The record is from the annotation of a GenBank genome assembly.
AUGUCACUUCGAUUGGAAUGCUUCGUGCAAAAGGCGUGGUGGGGACCGAUGCAGGCGCUGAUCGACUACCAAACUCUGUGCAAGCAUUCCACAAUGUCCGAGGCAUUCACGAUCUCCGUGAUGCUCGUGAAGGCGAAGGUUCUACAUGAUUUGCUGCACUGCUUGCACUUCACGUCGCGGCGUCACUUCUCUUGGCUUCAGUGCCAAGGUGACACAAAAUCCUCUAUUUGGGUACAUGAGUGUACCCCUCAGUCGCUCAAUCGUUUCUCCAUCAUCGCAUGCGGUGCCCACGCUACCAUCAACUGA